Molecule: messenger RNA, 1084 nt
Organism: Raphanus sativus (radish)
Lineage: Eukaryota; Viridiplantae; Streptophyta; Magnoliopsida; Brassicales; Brassicaceae
Product: adenine phosphoribosyltransferase 5
Exons: 6
Coding region: 367-939 (190 amino acids)
Biological process (GO): adenine salvage
Cellular component (GO): cytosol; cytoplasm
Molecular function (GO): adenine phosphoribosyltransferase activity
Source: RefSeq, a predicted model, not a curated record
UUGCUACGAAUAAGCCCUUGUGAUUAUUGUGGUUUAUAAAUCCUGUGUGCCGACUCAGUUCGUGCGUGGGAUACACACUCCAAUCGCCAUGGGAUAUUUUUCAGUAUCUCUAUAAAAUAUUAAAUGCUCUCUCACCUACUUCCUUCUGCAACUGGUGGUAAACAGAAGAAGAAGACAGAGCCAGAGAGAGAGAUAUGAUCUGAUCUCAUUUCACUUUCAUUCUUCUGCGGGGGAAAUUUAAUUGUAUUUCACUUUGAAUUCUCUCUCCAUUUACUCAUCAAGAGAGAUAUUAAUAUACUACUCAUAAGCUACUUGACCCUCACAAAAGUAGAGAGUGAGGAACUUUUUUUUUUAGAGUGAGGAACUAUGUUUGCGGCGGAGAACGGGCUCAAAGGAGAUCCAAGGCUUGAAGCUAUAUCAGCAGCCAUUAGAGUCGUUCCUGAUUUCCCCAAGAAAGGGAUUAUGUUUCAGGACAUAACAACGUUGCUGUUGGAUCACAAGGCCUUUAAACAUACAGUUGAUAUCUUUGUUGAUCGCUACAAAGACAUGCAAAUCUCUGUUGUUGCCGGAGUCGAAGCACGAGGUUUCAUGUUUGGUCCAUCCAUUGCUUUAGCCAUUGGCGCAAAGUUUGUCCCUUUGCGUAAACCCGGAAAAUUACCUGGGAAAGUCAUAUCGGAGUCAUAUGAGCUCGAGUAUGGACAUGACUGUUUAGAGAUGCACGUUGACGCCGUUGAGCCACGAGAACGCGUCAUUAUCAUUGAUGACCUUGCCGCUACCGGUGGCACACUCUCCGCCGCUAUUAGCCUCAUGGAAAGCCAGGGAGCUGAAGUUGUGGAAUGUGCUUGUGUUAUCGGCUUACCUGAAGUCAAGGGGCAACACAAGCUGAAAGGGAAGCCGCUCUAUGUGCUGGUGGAGCCUAGUGGAUUGGAUAAAUUCUGAGUAGGAUACACCCGGUUAAUUCCGGUCCAGUUUUCUCCUCCUGCAGAGAUUAUGUUGUUUAAAAUUUUUGCUCUCUCUCUCUCUUUCAUUGUCUUGUAGGUUAUGGUGGAUCAGUAACCUUUAUCUUAAUCAAUUUUAUAGCCUU